Messenger RNA from Boleophthalmus pectinirostris (great blue-spotted mudskipper), 991 nucleotides. RefSeq names its product H6 family homeobox 4 (gene hmx4). The transcript has 2 exons. Gene Ontology annotation, molecular function: RNA polymerase II transcription regulatory region sequence-specific DNA binding; DNA-binding transcription factor activity, RNA polymerase II-specific. Gene Ontology annotation, biological process: regulation of transcription by RNA polymerase II. The coding region runs from base 87 to 827 and encodes 246 amino acids. Gene Ontology annotation, cellular component: nucleus. Lineage: Eukaryota; Metazoa; Chordata; Actinopteri; Gobiiformes; Gobiidae. The record is from RefSeq and is a predicted model, not a curated record.
UGCGCGUGGAGUAUCCAGACCCAGUGUCACCGCCGUACUUUAUGUGAACGUACUGUGGACGUCUCAGGACUCACGCCGAGAAGAAUAUGAACAAAGUGCACGCGCCAUGCCGUCCCACUGCUGCGCUCACCUUUACCAUCGACAACAUACUUAACUUGAAGUCCAGUUCAAGAAGUAAUGACGGCCUUCCCACUCCGAAAAAUGAAGUGGCCACGCGCACAGACAUUUACCAGAACCAGGAGGACACGGGCCAGCUACCCAGACCUGUUAUCAGCGAGCUAAUCGCAGAUUCAGUCAUCAUUAGUCAAGGAGAGCAAGAAAAGUCCACGGAUAUACGCUUUGAAAGCGGCGACAGCAGCUGCGAGGACAACAGUUCCACAACCACGGACGCGUGCCACGAUAGCAACUCCUCCAAAAAAAGCAAAAUUAUUACAAAAAAGAAGACGCGCACGAUCUUUUCCAAGAGACAGAUUUUUCAGUUGGAGUCUACUUUUGACAUGAAGCGCUACCUGAGCAGCGCGGAGCGCGCGUGCCUCGCCAGCUCCCUCCAGUUGACAGAGACACAGGUCAAAAUCUGGUUUCAGAACCGCAGGAAUAAACUUAAAAGGCAGAUCUCAACAGAGAUGGACGGAACCGUCGGGGACUUUCCUGAGAGCGGGAAGGCGGUGGCUCUGGGGCAACUCCCGGCUCUGUAUAAGGAGAGCAGUCUGCUGGGAAGGUGCUUGCUGCCCAUGCCCCUGCCCGUGAUGUACCCAGGCGGCAGCACGCCUUACCUCUGCUUCUCUGGCGCCUCCAAGUACUUUGGCUUGUACGACGGGGACGUAUGAAGCCCGCACUAGGCAAAGAAAACUGUGAUGCGCUCGGUGCCAGUCAUCAGCAUUUUAAAGCGUGGAGCAGGAGUUAGGCCUGGACUGACGGCACGAAAUAGUUACAUAUCACGUUAAUGUAAGCGGACUCAGAUUUAUUUAUUUUUGAGCCUUAUAGGCCUAUG